GACACCCAUUUUCGCAGACAACAGUCGCCGCCACUCGCCUUCUUUCUUGCUUCUCCCCUCUCAAUUCUUCACUCGCUCAUCUGGAUGGAUUUGAGAGAUAAUAGUGAAAGAUGUCUUCUGACAGUGGACGCAGAUGAGGGAGAGGAAGGGAUAGAGGGAGGAUCGUUUGAGAGUCCAGCAGGAACAGAAUUAAUUGAAUGUGAUGGAGAUAUUAUUCUUGAGCCUUAUGAGGGCAUGGAAUUUGAAUCUGAAGAUGAUGCGAAGAUUUUCUAUGAUAAGUAUGCACGUCAGGUGGGAUUUGUUAUGCGUGUGAUGUCCUGUCGUCGCUCUGAAAAAGAUGGGAGGAUACUUGCCCGGAGACUUGGAUGCAAUAAAGAGGGGUAUUGUGUUAGUAUCCGAGGUAAAUUUGGGGCAGUUCGGAAGCCACGGCCGAGCACACGAGAAGGCUGUAAGGCAAUGAUUCAUGUAAAGUAUGAUAAGUCUGGGAAAUGGGUGAUCACAAAAUUUGUAAAGGAACAUAAUCAUCCUCUCGUGGUUUCUCCUCGUGAAGCUCGUCAAACCAUGGAUGAAAAGGAUAAGCAAAUACAGGAACUUACUAUAGAGCUGCGGAAUAAGAAACGGUUAUGCUCGACAUACCAAGAACAGCUUGCUGCAUUUAUGAAAAUUGUUGAAGAGCAUACCGACCAACUAUCGAGAAAAGUUCAAAAUGUGGUUACCAACCUUAAAGAAUUUGAGUCCAUUGAGCAAGAACUGUUGCAUCCUAGAUAGCCUCGCCAUUGACGUGGUCGGUGGCCAUUGGUCGCAUACGAAGAACAACGAAAACACCUCCAGUAGGCAUUCUUUACCAUCCCCCCACCCCACGCCAAGCUCUGAGCAAGCUAUAGAAAUGAACGUUGCGGUAUUACUUCUGUAUAUCAUAGGAAGCGCUAGCAUGAAGUAGAAGUUUUUGCAGAUGAUUUUUGAACGAAGAGACGAUUUUACUUACCUUGAUAAAUGAAUCUUAUUGAAUAACCAAUGCAUUGUAGAAGUUUGGUUCAUAUUUCCAGAAAUUUUGCUGAAAUUUGCUCUGCUUUGUAAUAUUGUUUGCAUUUGAUACUGCAGUUGAACCAUCCAAAUCCCAGCCAAGGUGAAGAGAGAAGCUAGAUCAGGAUUGUUCCAUUAUGGUUUUAUUUUUUAACAGGAUUUUUCUGUUAGUGUGGAAAUUUGAUUAUUUUCCCCUAUUAUUAUUAUUUAUUUAUUUAUUUUGCUUUUACUUCAGGUGACUUGGGUGCAUAAAUUGUGACCUCUCUGUUAGUUUUGUAUGACUAUUAUGAAGUUUCUCAGUGUUGGAAUUGAA
Momordica charantia (bitter melon) is the source of this 1336-nucleotide messenger RNA. RefSeq names its product Far-red impaired responsive (FAR1) family protein. Lineage: Eukaryota; Viridiplantae; Streptophyta; Magnoliopsida; Cucurbitales; Cucurbitaceae. The record is from RefSeq and is a predicted model, not a curated record.